AUGAGUUCGACCAAAGUCAAGCCCGCCGCUCUCUGGAGCAAGAACAAGGAGGACCUCAACCAACAGCUCAUCGAGCUCAAGGGAGAGCUGAUCAGCUUGAGGACUUCGAAGGUCGCCGGUGGUGCCAGCAGCAAGCUCACGCGCAUCCAUGAUGUCCGCAAGGGCAUUGCCCGCGUCCUGACCGUCAUCAACGCCAAACAACGCGCACAACUCCGCAUCUUCUACAAGGGCAAGAAGUACCUACCGUUGGAUCUCCGCCCCAAGGAAACCCGCGCACGGAGGCGAAGACUCACAGCCCACGAGGCCGGCAAGGUCACCGAGAAGCAGAAGAAGAAGCAGACGCACUUCCCCCAGCGCAAGUAUGCCGUCAAGGCAUAG
Molecule: messenger RNA, 378 nt
Organism: Mytilinidion resinicola
Lineage: Eukaryota; Fungi; Ascomycota; Dothideomycetes; Mytilinidiales; Mytilinidiaceae
Product: 60S ribosomal protein-like protein L35
Exons: 5
Coding region: 1-378 (125 amino acids)
Biological process (GO): maturation of LSU-rRNA from tricistronic rRNA transcript (SSU-rRNA, 5.8S rRNA, LSU-rRNA); translation
Cellular component (GO): cytosolic large ribosomal subunit; ribosome
Molecular function (GO): mRNA binding; structural constituent of ribosome
Source: RefSeq, a predicted model, not a curated record